CUGCAAACUCCGCGCACCCAUGGCAGUCGCCCAAUUCCACCUGCCGCUACUUAAAUGGCUUGGCUUGUGCCUCAUCGCCACGAUUGUGAUUUUGUGCUUAGCGGGUCAAAGAGCCAACACUGACUACCGGGAAUACACAUUGAGAAAAGCAGUUACCAACAUUGACUCAGAUACCACCAUAGCUGAUUUCACCUCUGCCGAAAAGGACAUCGAGGUGGAUGGCGUCCUGCCACAGUUUUUUGUGAAAACCGCCAAGUGCCAGAUACCGUAUGUGAACCCCUUCGAGGAUGAUGCCAUGGCUAUAUUCCAUCGUGACACCUUUGAGCCCUGCACCAACGAAUCAGCGCUGGUGACCCCCAUCUAUGAUGUCAGUCGUCAGCGCUAUGUGCUGAUCAUAAAUGAGACGCUCGCGACACGCCUCCUCAACUCCAGUGGGGAGUACAAUUGCUACUAUCAGGAGAUAAUGAGAGACCGGGACCACGACAGUUACGAUAAAGUGGAGCGCAAGUACUUCUCGCAGAGUUACGAGGUGCCGCUGCAUGUCCAUGGCUUGAUCCUGGCCUGCCACCGUCUGGGUAACGUGUCGGAUAUUCUGCAGAGCGAUGCAUACACUCUAAUCCAGUACACACCGCCACCGAAAGGACUCUCCCUGGAGCCGUCUAAGCGUAAGCCAAGUGUCCUUAUGUUCGGCAUCGACAGCCUGUCGCGGAUUAACAUCCGACGCACAAUGCCGAAGGUCUUCAAGUUCCUCUCCCAGAGCGGAUGGUACGAACUGAUGGGUUACAACAAGAUUGGCGACAACACCUUUCCUAACCUGCUGGCCAUUUUGGCUGGCUACGAUCCGGAGUCGGCGCUGGUGAAUGUCUGCGACUGGCACCAGAAGGGCUGCCUUGACCGGACCCCGUUUCUAUGGAAGGACUUUAAGAACGCCAGUUACCUCACGGCCUAUGCCGAGGACGAGACAGGGAUGAAUACGUUUAACUACAUAAAACCAGGAUUCCUUGAGCAGCCAACCGACUACUACCUCAGACCCUUUCAGAAAGCCUUCGAGUCGGGCAUGGAUACGUGGAAGUGCAAGGAGUGCUCGAUGAGGUAUUGCAUCGGCCGGCGGAUCACAAGCAGCUACGCUUAUGACAUGGCCAGGGAUUUUGCCCGCCGGUUCGUCCAGGAUCGGCCCAUCUUUGGCCUGUUCUGGUCGAACAGCUUCAGUCACGACAGCUUCGAAAUGCCGGCCAAGAUGGAGGACUAUGUGCUGCAGUAUCUGCUGGACUUUGAGGCGGACGGAGUGUUUGAGAAUAGCAUCGUCAUAUUCCUAUCGGAUCAUGGAACGCGAUGGGGCCGGAUUACGCAUCUGCCCAGCGGCUUCCUGGAGGAGCGCCUGCCAUCGAUGUUCAUCUACUUGCCACCCUGGUUUCGCGUCCAGUAUCCGGAGUACGCCCAGGCCCUGCAGGUGAACCAGAAUCGCCUGUCCUCCAACUAUGACCUUCACAACACCCUGAAGCAUAUCAUAGAGCUUGGCGGUGGAUCCCCAUUGCCCAAAGCUCACGACUGCCCCAAAUGCCAGUCUCUGUUUUAUCCUGUCGACGAACUGAGAACUUGCGAGGAUGCCGCAAUACCGGAUCACUAUUGCACCUGCGAACCCUACAAGCGGAUCAAUGAGAAGUGGGGCGAGAGUGUGGCGCCCAAGGUGAUUGGUCGGAUCAAUGAGUACCUGGCCGCCAGGAAUCUCAGCGACAUUUGCUCGAUUUUGACACUGGAUUAUGUUCAUGAAACAGAGAUAAAGGUACCGCUGGACAUGGACUUUCAUGGCGAUGACCAUCGUGAGGUGGCCACCUAUCGCACCAUGUUCAAGGUCGAUCAAAAUCGAGCUGACUUCCGGGCCACCGUCCUCUUUAAUAAUCUCACACAGACCGUGGAGGUAGACGUAACUACAAUAAGUAGGCUGGAUUCCUACGAGAAUGUUUCCAACUGUGUCAACGACAAGACGGACAAGUUGUAUUGCAUCUGCAUAAGCGAUCUCAAAGGUCUUAAGACGUAGUUUAGACUCCAUUGUCGUUAAGCUAUAUUUAAACAAUAUUUUUUAGAUACUCAAAGACAAUUUUUAAAUUUUGGCGCAUUCGCGUUCAAGUUUGAUAAAAGCUUUUGUUUCAUAAGAGGAGCUAGAAGUUGAAAACUCACCACUGGAAAUGUGUAAUUUUGAUUUCCUGUCGGAGAGUUUUCCUAGCCUUUUUCACAACCAACGUCGAUUUAAGGACGUUAAAAUUGUAAAGAAAUAAGCAUUGAGCUUUUAUUAUA
Drosophila serrata is the source of this 2295-nucleotide messenger RNA. RefSeq lists its product as uncharacterized. The record is from RefSeq and is a predicted model, not a curated record. NCBI's taxonomy places the organism in Eukaryota, Metazoa, Arthropoda, Insecta, Diptera, Drosophilidae.